This is a messenger RNA of Nothobranchius furzeri (turquoise killifish), 3604 nucleotides long. RefSeq names its product flotillin-2a. The record is from RefSeq and is a predicted model, not a curated record. Gene Ontology annotation, biological process: regulation of myoblast differentiation; protein localization to plasma membrane. Gene Ontology annotation, cellular component: cytoplasmic vesicle; flotillin complex; plasma membrane. Lineage: Eukaryota; Metazoa; Chordata; Actinopteri; Cyprinodontiformes; Nothobranchiidae.
CAACGUGAAGCUCAAACUGAUCUCCGGUCUCCAUUUUGAAAGAAAAAAAACGCAUCAGUCGUCAGGGGCGUGGAGAGGUUGUGUUUUAAAGGGACCAAGAUAAGUUUAUUAAAAAUAAAUUUGUUUAUUUUAUGCUUUGAGAAAGCGUGUAUACACGUCUGUUUGCUUCGGUAAGAUGGGAAACUGCCACACCGUUGGACCAAACGAGGCCCUGGUGGUUUCAGGUGGCUGCUGUGGGUCGGAUCAGAAGACAUAUGUCGUGGGAGGCUGGGCUUGGGCCUGGUGGCUCAUUUCUGACAUCCAGAGGAUAACGCUUGAGAUUAUGACCCUGCAGCCCAAGUGUGAGGAUGUAGAGACAGCGGAGGGUGUAGCUAUUACUGUCACUGGGGUGGCUCAGGUGAAGGUGAUGACAGAGAACGAACUGCUGGGUUACGCCUGUGAGCAGUUCCUGGGCAAGUCGGUGGUUGAGAUCAAGAGCGUUAUCCUGCAGACGCUGGAGGGUCAUCUGCGCGCUAUCCUUGGUACCCUCACUGUGGAACAGAUUUACCAGGACAGAGACAAGUUUGCAUCUCUGGUGCGAGAGGUAGCGGCCCCUGAUGUGGGACGCAUGGGCAUCGAGAUCCUCAGCUUCACCAUCAAAGAUGUUUAUGAUAAGGUGGAGUACCUGAGCUCUCUGGGUAAAACACAGACAGCUGCAGUUCAGAGGGAUGCUGACAUCGGAGUGGCAGAGGCGGAGAGAGAUGCUGGCAUCAGAGAGGCUGAGUGUAAGAAGGAAAUGAUGGAUGUGAAGUUCAUCGCUGACACAAAGAUGGCCGACUCCAAACGAGAGCUGGAGAUGCAGAAAGCCUCCUUCAACCAGGAAGUGAACACAAAGAAAGCAGAGGCUCAGCUGGCUUAUGAGCUGCAGGCAGCCAAAGAGCAGCAGAAGAUCCGUCUAGAGGAGAUAGAAAUCGAGGUGGUGCAAAGGAAGAAGCAGAUCACGAUUGAGGAGAAGGAGAUCGACCGAACUGAGAAGGAGCUCAUUGCCACCGUGAAAAGACCCGCUGAGGCUGAAGCCUACAAGAUGCAGCAGCUGGCUGAGGGCCAGAAGAUGAAGAAGGUGCUGACUGCUCAAGCUGAAGCUGAGAAGAUCCGCUGUAUCGGUGAAGCUGAGGCUGCUUCUAUUGAAGCGGUGGGGAAGGCUGAAGCUGAAAAGAUGAGGCUGAAAGCUGAAGCCUACCAGCAGUAUGGAGAGGCAGCCAAGACUGCUCUGGUACUGGACGCUCUACCCAAGAUUGCUGGUAAAGUCGCCGCUCCGCUGGCUAAGACCAAUGAGAUUGUGAUCCUGAGUGGUGAAGGCAGCCGUGUGACAGGAGAGGUGAACCGUCUACUUGCUGAACUCCCCGUCUCUGUCAACGCCCUCACUGGAGUGGAUCUGACCAAGAUCCCUCUGCUCCAGAAGAUGACCUCCCCACAGUACCAAACGGCGAUGUCAUAGAUGACACAAUCAGGCCUAGACUGGUUCCUGCCUCAUGCAUGAAGAGAUUUUCCUACCAGAGAGCUCUUGUGCAACUGCCUUUAACCACAAACACUUGAUCUCAGCCAGAACGGUUCUUUUUUAUUUUUGUCUAUUAAAGACGUUUUUUCUCUUUGAAGGAGAAACCGGACCCAAAAUGUUCACCCUUACUUCUGUUUAGUUAAUUUUUAUUGUGCUGCACUAAUCAGCCAAGAUUUUCUGCUGUGAUGUUAUUCAGUCCAACACGUCCACCAAAGCAGAGCUGAAAUACAGAAUCCAGACAGAUUAAUUAAAUCUGAGCAUAACGGAGGUGUAGAUUAGCUCCUGGAGUUUAGAGAGCAUCACCUACCUGCCAGGUGGUGUCAGAUUUCUGCAGAAAGGGUUUUCUUGCUUGUAAACUUGAUUCCUCAAACAUAUUUAGUCACAUUUAUAACUAAAAUAGAUUUUGUUAUAUAAUCUCAGAUUAUAAAACUUGUAGUAUAUGAUGUUUGAAUCACUUGUGUGAUGGUUACCUCUCAGUAAGCUGUUUUCUUGUUCUGGAGCCUGAACCUCCGCGCAGGUUGGGUGCUGGAUUUGUGUCUGAAUAUCGUUCUUUUAGCUGUAUGGUUAAAUGGUUCCUCUGCUUUCCGUAAUGAGUUUCUGCUCAGUGAACACAAAGCCUUACCUAGCCUUAAAGCAGACCCUGGAUCUGUUCCAGGGCAGCUGAAUCUGUGUGUGUGUGCGUGUGUGUGUGUGUGUGAGACCUCAGACAGAACUGAAAUCAUUUUGUUUCUCCAUCACAUGUUUCCACAUCAUCGGAUGAUUCAUUUGAAAUCCUCUGCAGCAGAAAAACACGUUUGUGGGUUUCGAGUCAUCUUUAUUUUGCCCUUUUAUCAGACCAUGAUGGCAAAGCAGAAGUGCAGUCAGCAGUUGGGAAACUAGCAUGUGAUCCUUUUAAUGGGUUUUAUGGUCAGUUCAGUUGGGUGGACAGGAAGUGUGUGUGUGUGUGUGUGAGCGCUGACUGAUUUUCUGCUGCAGUAAACAAACAUCCAGUCCCACAAGCUUAAUUAUUUCCAGUUGUUUUCCAGCCUUUUGGUUUGUGUUAUUAGAUGGAAAAUGUUCAAAAGGCUGUUUGUUUUAGCAGCAUUGGUGGUAAAAAUCUAAAUGUCAUUUUUGUGUUUAUAGUUUGUUGUUCAUCCAGCUUACUGUGAAGUGUAGGCUUUUUUAAUUUUUGUUUUUUACACAUCUGAUCGUCCACACGGAUACUUUUAACCACUUCCAGCGUCUGUGACCGUACAUGUUUUGUUACAUUUCACAAACAUGUUUUAUUUCACAGAAAAUGUUAAUAAAACCGUUUUCUCACUUUGAUGGACCAGAGCAACGUUCCAGGUGGGUUUUGUCUUUAGAUAUCCUUCCAUUUAUUUUUUUAAGUUUUAUGUGUUUCACAUAUUUGUCUGUCGGCCAGUGUGAUCUAAACGUUCAGAAGAGUCCCGAUUAGUUUCAGAUGAUAUCAGAUGUCAGAAAUGAAACCAGAUUAUUGCAUCAGACAACGGUUUACGUAAAACAACAAAAGUGACCCUAUACCAGAAUUAGAUUAGCUCAUGUUCUUUUACUCACAAGUUGCAUGGUCAAAGUCUUCAUGUGUUAAAUAGUGAAAGUAGAGUUUUUGAGCAGGAUGAGUUUACGGUUUGUACUUUUAGUCAUAUUCUCAGUGCCUUUGUUCAUACGUCACUGUGCAGACCCUCUUGUAGAUUUUGUGAAUUAUCAAAAAUGAUUACAUGCGAAGUUAAAGGGUUUAUUUAUCUUCAAACUUGAUUUUUAUUUCUCUUUGGCCAUUAUCAGUGUGCCAAAGAAUAAAAACUCUAUAACGAAUCAUUUUAUGCAGAGCAGAUCUCAAAGUAGCUAUAGAAAAACCCACCAAACACUUUGAACCCAUGCCUUAAAUUUUAGUCCCUGAAGCAUGUGCAGCUGUUGUCUUAACAGAUUUAAUCUGGUAAGAUUUUAUUGAGAAGUAAUACUGUGGCUUGUGUUGUAAUAGCGGGUGUUAGAGAUGUGAUGCAGUGUUGUAAAUCAAGCAUGUGUUCAUGUUAUUCAUGUGUUCGUGUCACUAAUAAAUGUAAUAAUAAAACA